Trypanosoma grayi is the source of this 876-nucleotide messenger RNA. Its product is annotated as reverse transcriptase (RNA-dependent DNA polymerase). The record is from RefSeq and is a predicted model, not a curated record. Bases 1 to 876 code for a protein of 291 amino acids. The transcript has a single exon. NCBI's taxonomy places the organism in Eukaryota, Euglenozoa, Kinetoplastea, Trypanosomatida, Trypanosomatidae.
AUGACAAUGCAGAGCCGAAUUGACAAAUACCCGCCAACGACCUUUAAGGAAGUCCAACCCACCGCACCUUACGCAGUAGCCGUGCGCCCGCCUUUUUGGACACAAGGGCAGGCAGUCCCGACGAAAAAUUGUCAAAGCGCAACGAUCAGGGAAAACAAACGCCGCUUACCAAACGCAGACGCAUGCGACUCCAUUCAGGCCGGCCGCUCGAUGGCGUGGCCGCUGCUCCCGCUUCGGGCUCGCGGCGAGGGGGGUGGGGGCGGAUGGCCCCUGGUAAAAGCUGUCUGCGCCUCUCGCCCCGCCGGCGUGCCAGCGAUAGUGGAAAAUAAUCAGCCCCUCACGGAAAAAAAAAACACAGAUAUACUCGCCCAAACGCGCGAUACAAAGUUAACUAAACGCCCCCGGCCCCCAAGUCACGCAUGCCACCGCGACGGCGCAGGUCGCCCAUGUCAAAUUCUAUGGGUGAAUUGGGGGUCGUUCUGCACAAAAUGCGCAUUGGAUCUGCUACUGUCCUUGAAGCCUUGCGCUAAGAUGCUCGGCGCCAGCCUGGCUACAGAAAUGGCGCCCGCGCCAUGGAAGAAAGGAGUCGCGAUUCCGCUCCUCAAACCAGAAAAACCGGCGAGCGAUCCAACACCCUUGCUGCCCAUCACCCUCACCAGCUGCAUCGGCAAAGCGAUGGGCUGCGUUAUAGCACGCUGCAUUCGCGAUAAAGCGGGACCAGCGGCCCUUCCGCAUCAGACUGGCUUUCGCACAUCAAAACCCACACUGGGCCCAGUCACCCCCGCCCACACCACGGCACAUCGGCUGAAGAGGGCGAAGGCUGAUACCACCUUGACCAACUACCCCAGAUCCUUUUCACUCGGCGAAUCAUGGUAG